Molecule: messenger RNA, 879 nt
Organism: Sipha flava (yellow sugarcane aphid)
Lineage: Eukaryota; Metazoa; Arthropoda; Insecta; Hemiptera; Aphididae
Exons: 2
Coding region: 1-879 (292 amino acids)
Source: RefSeq, a predicted model, not a curated record
AUGAGCACAACCACCAUUCCACGACUCGAGUUGUGUGGUGCUCUUCUCUUGUCUGAGCUAGUCGAAGAAAUUAAAGCAGAAUUAUCAACAAUAAAUGUCCAGUUUAGUUUAGCUGAAAUAGUAUUGUGGACCGAUUCCACGGUGGUCCUGGGAUGGAUUCAAUCAGCUGUACAACUCAAGUCCUUUGUGGCUAAUCGCAUAACUCAAAUUCUGGACAAUACUGAAAGAACAAUGUGGCGUCACGUCCCUACAUCUAAUGCAUUAGUCGAUCAAAAUCAUAUGUGGUGGAACGGACCAAGCUGGUUACUGGACACAGAUGAAUUAUGGCAAGUCAGAUUACUUCCUGAAGAAGACCUGCCAGAGGUGCGUCCUAUCAAAUUGGUGCUUGUAGCCACCAAUGUGGAUACAGGUUUUAUUCUAAACCGAUGUUCAAAGUGGUUAAAACUAAUUUAUGUAACUGCAUAUAUGCGUAGAUUUAUAUUCAACUGCAGGAAGAACGAUAAUAAUCAACAUCUUUGUCACACUAUUUCAUUAACUAUUCCUGAGUUAAAUGAAAGCAAGCUAUGGUGGUUACGUCGAGCCCAGGCACAAGAUUUCAACUCAGAAAUAAAAUCCUUGCAAAAGGAAAAGUGUGUUGGUCCCCGCAGUUGUCUUAAAUCGCUCAACCCAUAUCUUGAUGAUGAUAACUUGAUUAGAGUGGGAGGCAGGCUAACUUAUGCUCCAAUAUCCGAACGUCGAAAAUGUCCAAUUGUGUUGUCAUCUAAAAACUCGAUAGUUAAAAUGCUAUUUCAUCAUGAACAUAUUCAUUUGCUUCAUAUAGGUCCUCAGGGAUUUCUAGCUAGGACAUAUUCAAAGGACAUAUUGGCCCAUCAGAGGUAG